Molecule: messenger RNA, 1175 nt
Organism: Cucurbita maxima (winter squash)
Lineage: Eukaryota; Viridiplantae; Streptophyta; Magnoliopsida; Cucurbitales; Cucurbitaceae
Product: protein LIGHT-DEPENDENT SHORT HYPOCOTYLS 5-like
Exons: 1
Coding region: 353-1009 (218 amino acids)
Biological process (GO): response to light stimulus; mRNA transcription
Cellular component (GO): nucleus
Source: RefSeq, a predicted model, not a curated record
CAUUCUCUCUUUCUCUAUCUUUCAAGUUCAUUCAUCUAAGCUUUUUACGUCCCAUCACCCAAACGCUCUCCUCUCUCCCUCCCCUUCCCAUCUCCUAAAUUCCACAACACAAAUUAAAAAUUAAAAAUUAAAAAUUAAAAAUUAAAAAUUAAAAAGCCCUUUUUUAUUUCCAAAAAAAACAGACAAUCCCACCACCACAUCAACGCUCUCAACCUUUCCCGUGAAUCCAUUUUUUUUGUUUUGUUUUUCAAUCUCUUCCCUUAAAAAAUUUCAUGACUUUGCCCAAACCCCAACAACCCAAUUAAGAGAAGGGAUUGUCGAAAUUUCAUGAUUUUUUCCAUCUCCUCCCUUAAUGGAUUCCGUGACUGAAUCCGGCGGUGGUGGGUCGUCGGAGCCCACGGGGGAGGGCUCGUCAGCUGGUGGCUCUGCUCCGUUGGCGGCAGCUCCACCGAGUCGGUAUGAAUCUCAGAAGAGAAGGGAUUGGAACACGUUUUUGCAGUACUUGAAGAACCACAAGCCGCCACUGUCUUUAGCGCGUUGCAGUGGCGCUCACGUGAUCGAAUUCUUGAAGUACUUAGACCAGUUCGGGAAGACUAAGGUCCAUGGAUCGGGCUGCCCGUAUUUCGGUCACCCCAACCCCCCUGCUCCUUGCCCCUGCCCGCUCAAGCAAGCUUGGGGCAGCCUCGACGCCUUGAUCGGCCGCCUUAGAGCCGCCUACGAGGAGAACGGCGGCCGCCCCGAAUCCAACCCAUUUGCCGCACGUGCCGUCAGGAUUUAUCUCCGUGAGGUCCGCGAAGCUCAGGCCAAAGCCAGAGGGAUUCCCUACGAGAAAAAGAAGCGGAAAAGAGCCGCCACCAAUGUGUCGGUGCCUCCACCAACUGAUGUUAGCUUGGCGGGGAGUAGUAGCUCCGCCACCGUCGGUGGCGAUAUUCAACCGGAAACAACCGCUUCUGGUGAUCAAACCGGUGACGCUCCGCCGUCCACAACCGCCGCUUCCACCACCGUAUAGUCGCUUCUACUGGUUUUUCCUUCAAUUACUUUCCUUUUCUUUUUUUUUUCCUUUUUUUAUAAAUGUUUUGCGUCAAAUAUUAGCAUCAUCUCAUCAUCAUCAUCAUCUCUCCUAAUUGUGAUUAUGAGCUUUAUUUAAUCAUAUAAUAUUCAACCAUUCUCAUUAA